Messenger RNA from Malus domestica (apple), 2350 nucleotides. RefSeq names its product probable dolichyl pyrophosphate Man9GlcNAc2 alpha-1,3-glucosyltransferase. NCBI's taxonomy places the organism in Eukaryota, Viridiplantae, Streptophyta, Magnoliopsida, Rosales, Rosaceae. The record is from RefSeq and is a predicted model, not a curated record. Gene Ontology annotation, molecular function: dolichyl pyrophosphate Man9GlcNAc2 alpha-1,3-glucosyltransferase activity. Gene Ontology annotation, biological process: protein N-linked glycosylation. Gene Ontology annotation, cellular component: endoplasmic reticulum membrane.
UAAUUGAAUACAACCCUCUAAGAAUCAAAGGGUGCGUUUACCAAUUGGAGCCAAACGGAGUCCAGCAAAUUCCCCGCCCAUCACAUCGGAGCCAAAUGGAGGUGAUGAUGGCGCUUCAGGUGAUUAGCAGCUGGUAGUGCUACUGGUGAUUAGCAGCUGAUUGGGUCCCAAUUCGGAGGGAUUGGGCUGCGUACGGUUUAGGAGGAAGAGCAGAUGAUACAGCGGGUCUCAUCCUCCUCGUUGUUGUAGUUUGGGUGGCGGCCCUGGUGGAUCAAGUGGUGGUGUGGUUGGGAUCUAUGGCCAUGGUGAUCUCUCCGGGCAGUGGGUGUGGGUGUUCUUUGAUUGUCAGUUGAUUGAAUUGAUUGGCGUUCCUUGAUCUCUAUUGGGUUGCAGGCCAAGUGUUUGCUUUUUGUCCCAAAAGAAAGAAAGAAAGAAAGAAAGAAAGAAAGAAAUAGAGAAAAUGGACAAGACCUCCAAAAAGAAGGGUAAUUUUAGAAAGGGCAAGGAUGAAAAGCUGAUUGUUGAAUCUGAUGGUUGGUGGUGGUUGAUCCACAGGGGAAUCACAGCUUCAUUCUUGUCCAUUGCAUUGUUUUCCUUGUUGGUUCGAGCCGCGGUCUCGCUGCAUCCUUACUCUGGUGCUGGAAAUCCUCCCAAGUUUGGGGACUUUGAAGCACAGAGGCAUUGGAUGGAGAUCACUAUCAAUCUCCCAAUCAACCAAUGGUAUCGAAACAGUACGGUCAAUGAUCUCGGAUACUGGGGUCUUGACUACCCUCCUCUCACUGCCUAUCAGAGUUAUGUUCAUGGCCUUUUCCUCAGACAUUUCAGUCCUGAGUCAGUUGCGCUUUUCGCUUCCCGUGGCCAUGAGUCCUAUUUGGGAAAACUACUCAUGAGGUGGACGGUGUUGUCUUCUGAUGCCUUGGUGUUCUUUCCUGCUGUUUUCUUUGUUCUUGUUUACUAUGCUGGUCAAAACCCAAGUCGCCGAAGGAGUGACAUAGCGUGGCAUAUCACCAUUAUUUUACUCAAUCCGUGUCUCAUCCUAAUUGAUCAUGGUCAUUUCCAGUAUAAUUGCAUCAGCUUGGGUCUGACUGUGGGAGCUAUUGCCUCUGUUCUUUCGGAUAAAGAUCUUGUAGCCUGUGUCCUAUACAGUCUUGCUCUAAACCACAAACAGAUGAGUGCGUAUUUUGCUCCUGCAUUUUUCAGUCAUCUCCUGGGUAAAUGCCUAAGGCGCCGGUAUCCUGUUCUAGAAGUGUUAAAACUUGGCCUUGUGGUCCUGGGAACGUUUGUUGUUGUAUGGUGGCCGUAUGUUCAUUCAACGGAAGCCUUUUUUGGGGUUCUCUCUCGUCUUGCUCCUUUUGAGAGAGGGAUAUUUGAGGAUUAUGUAGCUAACUUUUGGUGCACCACUUCGGUUCUUGUAAAAUGGAAGAGAUUAUUUCCGACACAGUCCCUGAAGCUUAUCAGCUUGGGUGCAACUGUUUCUACUUUCCUGCCUUCAAUGAUUCAGCAGAUAUGGGCUCCGAGCAAGCCGGGUUUCCUUUAUGGGUUGCUGAAUAGUGCUUUCUCGUUUUAUCUCUUCUCAUUCCAAGUGCACGAGAAGUCUAUUUUACUACCUCUCCUGCCAGCAAGUCUUUUGGCAAUGGAAGAACCAUUUCUUUUUACCUGGAUGACACUUUACGCCUUGUUCUCAAUGUUCCCUCUUCUACACCGUGACAAACUGGUUCUACCCUAUCUUGCACUAUCUGCUCUCUUUAUCCUUUUAAACCAUGUGCCGAAUGGAAGACGGACCACUAGGGACACAAGCGCCUUGAGAUCAUUUGUGAUCACAGUCUCUGUCUUGUGCUCAGUCGUUCUUCAUGUUGUUUAUCUAAGCCUGCAUCCCCCUGCCCGGUAUCCUUUCCUUUUUGAAGCUUUGAUAAUGCUCGUUUGCUUCUCCCAGUUCGUCAUUCUUACUGUUUACACCAAUGCAAAACAAUGGAUGUUGCUUAAACACUCCAACUUGGUAGAUAAAGAAAAGAAGCUCCUUUGAAACCUCUGUAUUUAGGUAGAUCAGGCAGCAAGUUUUGUGAAAGGACUUGAUAGAUUCCUUCAGUUCGACAUCGGGCCUCGACUCAACUUGAUUUGCACCAUCAGAUGCUCCCCGAGAUUGAAUUGUAUGACAUUGGUUCAUUUGGAUUCCGGCAAAAACAAACAGCUUCAGUGCUUCUUCUUGAAGAAUUCCAUGACCGGAAAUUUGUAUUCCGGCCAAAUUUCAACUUGCAUUUUUGUUUGUAAACGUGUAAUCUUUACAAAUUGGUUCAUUUGGAUUCCGGCCAAAACAAACAGCUUCAAAUAUACAUUACUCGUCUAACGUCCA